CUGGACGAAGUUCCUCAAUAACGUGUAUCCUCCCUUCGGCGUCCCGUUUGUAAAUCCCCAUCGACUUCUUCGCGUGGAAGAGAUCCAUUGCCAUUGUCUCCGAAUUAAGAAGCUUGAAGACAGAAGUAAAUGGCUGGACCGAGGAUUGCUCAUGCUACCUUGAAAGGGCCAAGUGUUGUGAAGGAGAUAUGCAUUGGCUUCGUACUUGCUCUUGCCGCUGGCAGUGUGUGGAAGAUGCAUCACUGGAAUGAACAGAGGAAAGUCAGGACCUUUUAUGAUUUACUAGAGAAAGGUGAGAUUAGUGUUAUUGCAGAGGAAGAGUAAACCUCAUGCCUUGUGUCUGUGACAUCCAUUUAUCAGCCAUUUUUCUACUAUUUGAUGGGCUCUUUAAAUCAGAUGAGCUGAACUUAUUGUAAGAUUUAAAAGAAUAAGUUUCAUGCACUGAGUUGUGGACUAUAUUGUUGGCUUGGAAAUUUUAUGAAGUUUUGCUCUAUUUUCUUUC
This is a messenger RNA of Neltuma alba, 502 nucleotides long. RefSeq names its product cytochrome c oxidase subunit 5C-like. The coding region runs from base 130 to 324 and encodes 64 amino acids. NCBI's taxonomy places the organism in Eukaryota, Viridiplantae, Streptophyta, Magnoliopsida, Fabales, Fabaceae. The transcript is spliced from 2 exons. The record is from RefSeq and is a predicted model, not a curated record.